Messenger RNA from Phoenix dactylifera (date palm), 1112 nucleotides. RefSeq names its product ubiquitin-conjugating enzyme 27 (gene UBC27). The record is from RefSeq and is a predicted model, not a curated record. Gene Ontology annotation, molecular function: protein binding. NCBI's taxonomy places the organism in Eukaryota, Viridiplantae, Streptophyta, Magnoliopsida, Arecales, Arecaceae.
CAAUAACCUCCCUUUAGCACUGUUUCAUAAUUUUUCCUCUCUCUCUCUUCUCUCUCUUUCUUUCCCUCUUCUCCCAUUCCUUCCCAAAGAAGGGAGAAGGAAUCCUCGAAUGCGGAGCUCUCCUUCUCCUCUCUCCUCCAAUUAGGGCUCUUGGAUCUCCUAACCGUCUUUUUAUCGGAAUUUUUUGAUCGAUUUGAAGAGUUUUGGUGGGGAAUUGAUUCGAUCGGGAGGGAUGCUGGACGUGUCGAGGGUUCAGAAGGAGCUGGUGGAGUGCAACCGGGACAAGGCCAUCUCCGGUGUCAACAUCACCCUCCAUGACGGCGGGAGCGACCUCUCCCACCUCUCCGGCACCAUCACCGGUCCAGUCGGCACCCCCUACGAGGGCGGCACCUUCCGGAUCGACAUCCGCCUGUCGAGGGAGAUAUACAGCAAAGACUGCACAAAUCUGAAAGAAUGGAAUUGGAGUAGAUUGACAUUUGUGGAGGUCCUCCCCAGCAUGGGAAAAUGCACAGAGCAAGAACUAUGUGCCUAUCCCUUUGAGCCUCCUAAAAUGCAGUUCAUAACAAAAGUUUGGCACCCCAACAUUAGCAGUCAAAAUGGAGCAAUUUGCUUGGACAUUUUGAAAGAUCAAUGGAGCCCUGCCCUCACUUUGAAAACUGCAUUGCUCUCGCUGCAAGCUCUGCUGUCAGCACCCGAACCUGAUGACCCCCAGGAUGCUGUUGUUGCGCAGCAGUACCUGCGUCAGUACCCAACUUUUGUUGCUACAGCUCGCUACUGGACAGAGGCCUUUGCCAAAAGGACAUUAGUUGGAAUUGAAGAGAAGGUGCAGAAGCUGGUGGAAAUGGGUUUCUCUGAGGAUUUAGUGAGGAACACACUGGAGAGUGUAAAUGGUGAUGAGAACUUGGCUCUUGAAAAGCUAUGCUCAGGCUGAAGCCCAUGCUUCCCAGUUCAAGGUGUAAUAUUUUUUAAAUCCAUCCAGACAUAUCAUCUUCUCCCAUCAUCUUUAUUCAGGUUAGCUUCUUAGUUACAGUUUGACAUGAAAGAGGUUACUCGUGCACAUGUAACAGACAUGCUUUCUCAUUAACAAGUUUCUUACCAUAAUUUUUCGCUUA